Alosa sapidissima (American shad) is the source of this 4312-nucleotide messenger RNA. It is a transcript of the gene sema4d, whose product is annotated as sema domain, immunoglobulin domain (Ig), transmembrane domain (TM) and short cytoplasmic domain, (semaphorin) 4D. Lineage: Eukaryota; Metazoa; Chordata; Actinopteri; Clupeiformes; Clupeidae. Gene Ontology annotation, biological process: axon guidance; semaphorin-plexin signaling pathway; ossification involved in bone maturation. The coding region runs from base 492 to 3137 and encodes 881 amino acids. Gene Ontology annotation, molecular function: chemorepellent activity; semaphorin receptor binding. The record is from RefSeq and is a predicted model, not a curated record. The transcript has 15 exons.
UCAGAUGGCAGCGUGAGCGGAAUCUGAUUGCAGACCUUUAUGUAACCUUCCCUGACCCUCCUCCAUCUUUCAUGAAGUCAAACAGACGCCCUUUCUGUUGCAGCAGGACUCCAAAGAACCAGUUUUACCUGUUCUCUCACGAAGGAUCACUUUCCCUUCAACUUUCAACGAGAGAAAAAAAAGCCAAACUGGCCAUCUGGCUGUGGUGCUGUGGCGGCUUACCCACUGUAACUCCAGCUGUAUGCAUAGCCUCUGGCCGACAGCACAUUACAUCCAGACCCAGACUCGCUGGACUACAGAGGCAAUAGGCCAAGCUGACGCCGAACUGCCUGUCAAUGAGAAGGUCAGGCAAUCGUCUGUGAUCUCAGGUUAACCUCUGGACAACAAGAGACGAAACUAAAGAGGGCCAAAAGAAGACUUGGGCUAUUGUUCUUUAUGGGCACCUCCCAUUUAGAGGUAACCUCACUCUGCCAAAGAUCCCGGAAACUAAUAUGGCCUUCAGUGUGCUGGGAGUGUUUCUUGGACUGCUCCUCGAGGUCUCCUCACACGGACCAUCCAGUGGGCCGAGGACAUCAUGGAAGCAUGAAGAUGUAAAUUUGGUGGAGUUCUCUGAGCCAGGAGUCUUUAACUACUCUACACUGCUACUGAGUGAGGAGAGACAUGUGCUGUAUGUGGGUGCGAGGGAGGCCAUCUUCGAGCUCAGCAUGAAAGAUGUGUCUGUCAGGAAGAACAAGGUCAUCUGGAAAGUUCCAGAAACACACAUGGAAAAAUGUAUUGCAAAAGGAAAGUCAAAAGAGACAGAGUGUCUGAACUACAUUCGGGUUUUACAAGUCCUCAACAAAGACAGCCUGUAUGUCUGUGGGACGCAUGCCUUCCAGCCUCAGUGUGACCACCUGACCCUUAAAGAUUUUAAGCUUCAGGAGAAGCAGGAGGAUGGGAGGGGGAAGUGCUCCUUCGACCCGGCACAAAGUUUUACCACAGUCAUGGUUGAUGGAGAACUGUACUCAGGAACGGCUUAUAACUUUCUGGGGAGCGAGCCCAUUAUCUCCAGAUACUCCUUGUCCCAGAGUCUGUUGCGCACAGAGUACUCCACAUCAUGGCUUAAUGAGCCCAGCUUUGUGUUUGCUGAUGUCAUCCGAGAGAGUAAAAACAGUGCAGAUGGUGAUGAUGAUAAGAUCUACUACUUUUUCACUGAGGUGUCUGUGGAGUACGAGUUCUAUGGCAAACUACUGAUCCCCAGGAUUGCACGUGUCUGCAAGGGUGACUUAGGUGGCCAGAGGACACUGCAGAAGAAGUGGACAUCCUUCCUGAAGGCCAAGCUGGUAUGCUCUAUGCCUGAGCUCAACUUUGUCUUCAACGUGGUUCAUGAUGUGUUCAUCCUGAGGACCCCGGACUGGAGAGAAACGGUCAUCUAUGGGGUUUUCACCUCUCAAUGGGCAAAUGUUGGCUUGUCAGCAGUGUGUGCCUACAACAUGUCCUCUGUUGAGGAAGUGUUCUCAAAGGGGAAAUAUAUGCAGAAAGCCACUGUGGAACAGUCCCACACAAAGUGGGUUCGAUACAAUGGCAUCACGCCCAGUCCUCGGCCAGGAGCGUGCAUCAACAACCACAACCGUCUGCAAAACAUCAGCAACUCGCUGCAUCUCCCAGAUAAAACACUCCAGUUUGUGAAGGACCACCCACUGCUGGAGGACCCAGUGCUGCCCAUUGGUAACGGCCCCCGGCUCAUCACCAAAGACGUCAACUACACACAGAUUGCUGUGGAAAGGGUCCGUGCCCUUGAUAACAACAUGUAUGACGUCAUCUUCACAGGGACAGAUAAAGGAGUCUUGCACAAAUCCGUGGUUUAUGAGGGAGAAGUCCACACAGUGGAGGAAAUUCAACUCCUCAAAAAGGCUGAGGCCAUUAAGACGUUGCUUCUGUCCACACAAGGGGCCAGGUUUUUGUAUGCUGGUUCAGAUUCUGGUGUGGUUCAGUCGCCCACUGCUUUCUGUGAGAAGUACCCCACCUGUGGGGACUGCAUCCUGGCUCGGGACCCUUACUGCGCCUGGGACCCUCGCACCUCCUCAUGUGUCAACAUAUUCCACAACCAGGAAGUCACAGGCGUCAGUCGUUUGAUCCAGAGCCUGGCUGGUGACGUUGACCGAUGUCCUGCAGCCAGGAGACUUUCUACCAAGGAGUACCAGGGCAUGGAGGUGGAGCCAGGGAGUAUAGUAGAGCUGCCCUGCCCCCUGCUGUCCAACAAGGCAGUGGCACAGUGGAGAGUCAACGACAGCGUUCUGACCGAGCCCUCGCGGUUCCAGUUGCUGUCGGACACAGGCCUGGUGAUCUACAGCGUGGGCCCCGACGAGCAGGGCCUCUACGAGUGCUGGUCAGUGGAACGGGCCGCCGGCAAGGACUUCAGAAGCCUGGUAGCCAGAUACAGGCUCAUCCUGCAGACGCCUGUGAACCCGCACUCGCCAGGACACCUCCCCCGCUCCUCCUCCUCCGCCGCCACCUCCUCCGCAGCCUCGUCCGGCGCUAAGGCAGCGCACGUGCCCACCGCGCCUGCUGAAGGUAAUGGUAUCACCUCCGGCCCCCCUCCACUAACAUCUGCCCAGCCUAGCUCCACCCAGCAAACGCCCCCAAUAACCCUCACCCUCAGCUUGGGCGUCGGCCACACGGCCAGCGCCCUGCAGCCCAUGCCCCCGUCCAGUCACGAGCCGAGCGCCAAGACCGUGGACCCCUCGGCCGAGUACUUGCAGCACGACAACAGCGGCGCUCUCCUCUUUCUCUUCCUGCUGUUCUUCCUGCUCUUCCUGGCCGCGCUGGCGUACAACUGCUACAUGCGCUACCUGCCCGCGCCGUGCCUGCGGCUGCGCGCCGCCCUGCUGGGCACCCAGAAGAAGGCGCAGCCCGAGUACGUGGCCUGCGAGGCGGGACUCGUGGAGACGUCGGCCGAGAAGCCCGAGCUGACCGAGCAGCUGUUCCAGAACGGCGCUCAGCUGCGAGCCCUCCGCGACACCGGCUACGAAACAGAGCCAGAGUGUGGCAACGGUCAGGUCCCCUCACAGGGUUACAGUGAUGAAAGCCCCCCAAAAGAGAAGCCGUUUGACGUGGACUGUGUGUCGCAGCCUAUUGAGUAUGCGGACGCUGACUAGUAAGCUGGGGUGAGAGGGCGACGCUAAACUCCAUUCCAUUCAUCACGCAAUUCAAACACAGAGUUCAGUUGUUAAGCAGUUUAGUGUCCCUCAUUUCAAGCUCAUUCACACACCUUAAGAGUAUGUAGACUCGUCAAAUUUAGUGAUCAGAAGUGUUUCACUAAAUGAUAUACACUUUCCCCAAAACCUUCCUCCUGAGCUUGAUGCAAUAUGAAGAGUAUUUUUAAUUUUUGUAAUAUAGAAUUUAGCUUUAAACUGAACAACCUGUGUAACCUUGUGCAUCUUUCUGCAAGACAACUCAAUUUAAUUCCAAAUUGGAAACAUAAUUUACCAAAUUGGUAAGUGAACUUGAUGUUUUCCAAAUUGGAGUAUGGAGUACUUCUUUAUGUGUUUGUUCAUCGUUAGAGGCUUUGCUGUAAAACUGGCUCCAUGUUUCAGUGUGUCAGUACAUACCAUUGUGACCGAUGGUCAGUCAGCUGCCUCCAGACUGUGGUCCAUCACAUGUGGUAAACCUCAGGGAUGUUUGAUCAGACUUUGUUCUGGAACCUUACCAUUAAAUGCUUGAGCAGUGAGGAGAUGGGAGGGGGGGAGGGCAACCUUCGGCCAUACACACUGCCCAGAGAAGAGAGGGGCCCUGUCUGGGAGACUGAUCGGACUAGUAAAGAGACAAGGACAUGAGACUGCUGAAAUCCAAAUGGCUGAAGUGGUUCAUAAUGUUUCUGCAGACUGCAGAGUGGCAUUCUGUAAGUGUCGCUUUUCAAAUGUCCAGAUGACUUCUUCCUAACAGCCCUUUAACGGAGACUAUGCUAAUUCAGGUGGAGCUUGGGCAAGAUUUACUAUCUCACGACCACAGACUAACAAACAUAACAAGCAACCGGUACCACACCUGACCAAAAAUACGCUGAAUUCCAUGAUGGUUUUUGCACUCGUACAGAAAGUCACUAGACCAAGGGACUCGUAAUUGUGUUUCUUGUGUAUUUUAUGUUUUUUUCUUUUUUUUUUUUAAGUAUUUGCAGCCAUUUGCAACACCUUGUUGAAUCAUUGUGACUAGAAAACAUUUUUUUAAAGACAUUUUUUGUAAAUCAGGUGUCUGUUCCUAGAAUCUUCCAGAAUUAGUCAAGGGCACUCUUAGACAACGGCAGGUGAAAAGAAUCUCUUGUCUUCUCCCUAAACUU